ACAUAGAGAGAGAGAGAGAGAGAGAGAGAUUUUUAGAGAGAGAAUAGUUUUAUUCGAAUCACCAUGGCUGGUCUGAGUGUAGUCUUAGAAGCGCACGAGCCCUUCCCAAAAAACCCACAGAUCAUAAGCAAGCCCACCAUGAUCAGAAACUCUUCUCUCUCCUCCCCUUCCUCCUCCCACCACCCUUAUUCCCAUUAUGCCCCCACAUCCCCCUUCCUCGAGCACUGCUUCCUCUGCAACAAGAAGCUCUCCCAAGGCCAGGAUAUAUACAUGUACAGGGGGGAUCGGGCGUUUUGCAGCGUCGAGUGCCGGUGCAGGCAAAUUUACAUGGACGAGGAGAGCGUGAGGAGGGAGAAGAAGUGCUCCGCCUUCGCCGCGACCGACACCACCACCGUGGCCGCCGCUUCGCGGCGCCGCAGGAGGGUCGACGGAAAAGGAGGGGCUUUGGAUGGUGGUUUCGCCUUCUAAGAGGAGAGAGAAAAGAGAGCAAGAGACAAAGAGCAUUUGGUUUUGAGUUGUGUAGUAGUAAUACUAGUAAUGUUAGCACAUUUCCCUACACUAUUUACGUGAAAAUUGCAUGGAGACCCUCUCGAUUAUAGGAUAUUUUGAAAUCUGGCCUCCCCGAUCUGCUCUAGCUAGUGAUGCGACUUCUUUAAAAAUUUUAUUGAAUUUAAUUACUCUAUUAACUAUUAGACGCCGUUUCACUUCAUAAGAAGUGGUUCGAAAUGUUAUAUGUGAUAAAUUUUGAGUACAAAUUAUUUAAUUCAAAAUUUUCAAAAGUUAAAGAAGGUGUGAGUGGAAAAAAAAAAAAAUUGAAGUCGAUGGGACUUGUUUCUGAGUAGGGUAUAGUUGAGGGGAUCUCCAUGCAUUUUUAUCUACUAUUUAAGUGUGAGUGGUCCUUUAAAUUGUCAAUUGACGGAAAUGCCCUUGGGAGUUUUGGCCUAUUAUUAGGGAGAUAAGUGAGUGGGGGACUUGGUACUACAAACCGUAGGGUUGUUUCCGUAAUUUUGAUACUUUUGGCUUGUAUUUUAUUAUUAUUAUUAUUUUGCUUA
Ananas comosus (pineapple) is the source of this 1052-nucleotide messenger RNA. RefSeq names its product protein MARD1-like. Bases 64 to 468 code for a protein of 134 amino acids. The record is from RefSeq and is a predicted model, not a curated record. Lineage: Eukaryota; Viridiplantae; Streptophyta; Magnoliopsida; Poales; Bromeliaceae. The transcript is spliced from 2 exons.